Messenger RNA from Babesia bigemina, 732 nucleotides. RefSeq lists its product as hypothetical. Lineage: Eukaryota; Apicomplexa; Aconoidasida; Piroplasmida; Babesiidae. The record is from RefSeq and is a predicted model, not a curated record. The transcript is spliced from 4 exons. Bases 1 to 732 code for a protein of 243 amino acids. Gene Ontology annotation, biological process: protein transport.
AUGAUUAUAUUCAUGUUACUGUUAUGCCAAGCAACCCUUGGUUUAUACAUAGGAAGGCCGCUUUCGAACAUUAAUUUCGGUUCGAUUAGAAAAGACGUACCUAGCCAUUUCUUUCAUUCGCAUUUGGGAAACGCCAAAGAUGUCCCAAUUUUCGUUGUUGAAUCUAUAACAUCACCUGUUAUCACGCGUAUAACAAGGAGUGAGAAGAUUGUGACGGCGUUUGUGGACCCUAGGGAUGCCAUCGAUUAUCUCACUGAACUCACACAGGCAGGUUCAGCAGUUGAAUACGAGCUCCCCAGUUUACGCAUAAGAAUACUUACUCUGCAAGAGUUGUUUGAAAAGAUUGAUCCGACGAAGCCCAGGAUAUCGUCUCAUAUAAAAUAUAAGCUAGUACCCAGCUCAAGUCAAUUACCUCUGGCGAGCUUGUAUCUGCCUCUUAGUUAUAAGAACGAUGUACACAUCCCUCUUUUUUAUUCCAAGGCAUUGAAUAUUUCUCCAACAGAAGGGAAGGUAUUGACUCCAUUGUUUUGGGAUUUUGCUGAUCUCACAGCGUCUAUAAACAUGAUAAGUGAUUUACAACACCGUGAAGCUUUGAUAAAGUCGAUUGGAAUUUUGUCGUUGUUCGACAUCCUUUUGGAAAAUCCACGUUUAGACGGUUAUUACAUGGUACCAAGUCUGCAGGCUUUGCAAUUUUGUCAAAAGGAAAAGAACAAAACUCUGUUCACGUUUUGA